Messenger RNA from Daucus carota subsp. sativus, 1459 nucleotides. RefSeq names its product probable protein disulfide-isomerase A6. NCBI's taxonomy places the organism in Eukaryota, Viridiplantae, Streptophyta, Magnoliopsida, Apiales, Apiaceae. The record is from RefSeq and is a predicted model, not a curated record. The transcript has 11 exons. Bases 137 to 1222 code for a protein of 361 amino acids. Gene Ontology annotation, biological process: protein folding. Gene Ontology annotation, cellular component: endoplasmic reticulum. Gene Ontology annotation, molecular function: protein disulfide isomerase activity.
CAUCUUAAAGUAGUUCAACCAUGAGAAGUGAACUAUACACAUAUCAACUCGCAGAGUGAGUCCAAGUUGAAUACACUACUAGUGUUACUUUUAUCGCCAUAUCAAUUUGAUUAUCAAUUCAACAACAGACACAACAAUGUAUGCUUCAUCAUUAGCAUUCGGAACCCUAGCUGCUAUAAUCUGUGUGUUAUCAUGUUUACACACGGCUUCUGCUGAUGUUGUUGUUUUGACUCAAGAUAAUUUUCACGACCAGGUCGGUGCUGAUCGUGCCGCUCUCGUUGAGUUCUACGCUCCUUGGUGUGGGCACUGUAAAAAGCUUGCCCCGGAGUAUGAAAAGCUUGCUGCAAGUUUCAAGAAGGCAAAAUCUGUCUUGAUUGGAAAGGUUGAUUGUGAUGAACAUAAAGGAGUUUGUGGCAAGUAUGGAGUUUCUGGGUACCCCACAAUUAAAUGGUUUCCAAAGGGAUCUCUAGAACCCAAAAAGUAUGAAGGACCAAGAACUGCUGAAGCCCUUGCCGAGUUUGUGAAUAGCGAGGGAGGGACCAAUGUUAAAAUAACUUCAGUUCCCUCGAGUGUAGUAAUACUGAGUUCAGAUAACUUUGAUGACGUUGUUAUGGAUACAACAAAGAAUGUCCUGGUUGAGUUCUACGCACCAUGGUGUGGUCAUUGCAAAAACCUUGCUCCUAUUUAUGAAAAAGUUGCAGCAGCCUUUCACAUGGAGGAUGAUGUAGUUAUUGCUAAUCUUGAUGCUGACAAGUAUAAAAAUAUCGGAGAGAAGUAUGGUGUAAGUGGUUUUCCAACUCUGAAAUUCUUUCCUAAAGGCAACAAAGCUGGUGAAGAUUAUCAUGGCGGGAGAGAUUUGAAUGACUUCGUGUCUUUCAUCAACGAGAAGUGUGCUACUAGUCGUGAUGCAAAUGGACAACUCACCUCUGAGGCUGGUAUUGUUUCAAGUUUGGACAGCAUUGUAAAGGAAUUUGUAUCUGCUGACAAGGAUGAAAAGAAAGCAGUUUAUGCCCGUCUGGAGGAAGAAGUUGGGAAACUUGAUGGUUCUUCUGCAAGAUAUGGCCAGAUCUACCUAAAAUCUGCUAAGAGCUGUAUGGAUAAAGGUUCUGACUAUCCUAAGAAUGAAAUAGAACGACUGGAACGUCUUCUUUCAAAGACAAUAACUGCAGCUAAAGCUGAUCAAUUUACACUUAAGAAGAACAUCCUAUCAGCCUUUUCUUAAUAGCCAGUCAAGAGGAACCAGGUUUCUAUUGCUAUAUAGCUUGAAUGUAUUCUUGAUUUGCAUCCGCAUUUUGUUAAAAUAUGUCAAUCGUUUUUCAGUAUAUGUAUGGAUUAGCUGAACACAGUUUAGGCUAUUGCACAUUGUGCACCGAGAAUUAAGUUUAGAAGAGAGAGGAUUAUGUUGACUGUAGUCAAUAAUGUAAAAUUAUUUAUAAAUAGGAUUUACUCCUUUAGUGUC